Dioszegia hungarica is the source of this 1677-nucleotide messenger RNA. RefSeq lists its product as uncharacterized. Lineage: Eukaryota; Fungi; Basidiomycota; Tremellomycetes; Tremellales; Bulleribasidiaceae. The coding region runs from base 1 to 1677 and encodes 558 amino acids. The record is from RefSeq and is a predicted model, not a curated record. The transcript has 13 exons.
AUGAGGUUCUCAUCUCUAGUCCCACUUCUCGGCUCAUUCCUCUUGAGCACCGCUGCUCUUGCUGCACCAUCCCAACUCGACAGCCGCUCGGCCCUCGAACCUCGAUGGGACAAUGGCAAGCCCGCCUACCAGCUCAGCCAGUAUGAUUCUGAGCUCUUCGACUAUUCGAUGACUAUUGGUGAUCUCGAGUGGAAUGAGGACAUCGGCUGGAUAGGAGUCUACGAUGUUCGCUUCACGUCGUGGUACAUUGUCGGUCUCAUGCAUCGAGGUGGUCCCGGAGAUGUUGCAAGGGCACACCGAGCUACUCGUAACGUCAUCUCGGCCCAAUUCGUCAAUGAUACCUUCUCCGAGCCCUGGCACGGCACUUACAAGGUCGCAGCGAACUCUCCUGACCCAGCCACAUCAUGGAAACCUCUCAUCUACAACACCUACGACCCCAACUGGAGCUUCUUCAUUGGCGUCACGUUCAUGCAGCUCGUCGAGGAGUUCGAAUCCAAGCUUGAGCCAGCGCUCGUAGAAGCCAUCGUCAAGAGCUGUUACCGGGCCAGUAGGGGUCUGAUGGCUCGAGUGGGGUACAACGGAGACAACUUGGUCACAGCUUACACGAACCCUGCUCUUGGUAGAGCUAUACUCGUCAGCUGGACCGGGGAUCGAUUGUUCGACCAGAAUCUCACUCGUGCUGGGGAGAUGUAUGCUCAAGAAGUGUACGAUCUCUUUACGGCGGAGGGAUACAACACCUUUGCGGAAUACAAUGCUUUGACGUACUACGGCGAGGACAUUGCACUGCUUGCUCAGUGGAUCCGUCACGCUCCUCCAGGUUCAUCCCUUCCCGGAAAGGCAAAGUUCAUGCUGGCGAAACUGUGGGAGGAUAUCGCCGAUCUGUACAACUACAACCUUAAAAACAUCGUCGGUCCCUAUGACCGAGCUGCACACCGCAACAUGCUCGUGGACAACAGCAUCACCUCUCUUUGGUUCUGGCAACUCUUGGGUCGUCAGAAAGCGGCGGUCGCUCCCAAAGGCGCAGGAAGCACGCUGUACGAUGCUCAUCAAGGUGCAAGCUUCGCCCUGCUCGGCUCAACUGUCCGCUCGGUCGUCAGCCAGGAUGUCAUCAACAAGUUCACCACCCCUCGAACUGGCGACUACCUUACAAAGAGGUUCGUGCGGGACUCGAUUGACAACCAGACCACUCGGACGGACACGAUGUGGAUCAGUCCUAACGUCAUGGUGGGCGGGCAAGAGCUGGCCGAGGAGGUCGUCCGAGGAGGGCAGUUUGUGCCCCUGAUCGCUCACUGGAAGGCUGCGGAAUCCGCAACUCCCGAGCGGCCCCAAGUCGCCUUCUUCCAGCUGUACCCCACAGCCACCACCAUCAACGCCACCGUCACCAAGAAUCACGUUCGCAUCACGUACCCCAAUACCACUCAGGCUGGCACCGACAGGAUGCAAUUCUACAUUGUUGGGAUCCCGGCAGAGUACAACAACGCUGGCAAAGUGAUGAAUGGGUUUGACAACCUACCUUGUCUCAACGUCACGGUCAACCAUCCUGGCAUGAACGUAACCAUCGGGAGAUACGCAGAGUUUACUCUUGCGGGCGAUCCAACCUACCCAGUUACAUACUAUGUGCAGAAGGGAUUCCAGGGGGUUCCGACGCUGGAUAUGGACAUAAAGUACACCUGCUGA